This is a messenger RNA of Hyphopichia burtonii NRRL Y-1933, 1080 nucleotides long. It is a transcript of the gene SLU7, whose product is annotated as mRNA splicing protein. The coding region runs from base 1 to 1080 and encodes 359 amino acids. Lineage: Eukaryota; Fungi; Ascomycota; Pichiomycetes; Serinales; Debaryomycetaceae. Gene Ontology annotation, molecular function: pre-mRNA 3'-splice site binding. The record is from RefSeq and is a predicted model, not a curated record. Gene Ontology annotation, cellular component: spliceosomal complex. Gene Ontology annotation, biological process: mRNA splicing, via spliceosome. The transcript has a single exon.
AUGGCCACUCCGCCCAAACAGCAGCUGGACAAGCUGGGGAGGGAGAUCAAUCCUUACAUACCCAAAUACAUCGCCAACGUUCCGUGGUACCAGCGGCGCGACCAGAACGAGCAAGAACAAGCUCAAGAUUACCUAUCACAUCAACGACUCGAGCCAGAAGCAGAACCAAUCGAUCACAGUAUAGCGCGUGCGGGAGAAGGAAUAGAAGACAAGUUCGUUGAGGGCGCAGAGAGUCAAGUGAAGAGCUAUCAGGAUUGGGAUUCCAAACGAGACCGCUGGUAUGGAUAUAAUAGCGAAGAAUGGGACAGACUAGUUAAAAAUUGGGAUAAAGUGAAAAGAAGGAAAACCGCCACACCAGAGCACCAGGAGAGUGAUGACGAAAGCGAGUAUGAGCUCGAGCUCAUGGAGUUGGGGUUGAGUAAACAGGAUAUUGUCAAGAAUUUGAAAGAAGAUCCUUUGGAAAAAACAAUCAGAGAUAGGCAAGAUGUCCCGGCGUAUAUCAUGAGUAUCAAUUCCAGUAAUAAGAUCAGCUACGACCCCAAGUCCCGGAUCGCGGUGGACCCGCAAAGAGGCUACUUGAACGACCGAAACCAAUUUGUAAGAUAUUUGAGUGGAGAGGCCAGUGACUUGGAACAAGUGCAAAAAUUUGCCUGGGAACAGAAUAGAGAAUACGAAGCUGAAAAACAAAAGGAAAAACUCCGGCACAACGUUCUGGACUCAAACGACAUUCCUGCUAAUCUCGAUAUCAGUCUCGAGGCCAGUCCAACUCUAAUGAUGCUUCAGAACAAAAGGGCACAAGAGUCGAAGCGCCAGCUAAACAGCCAACGCAAGAAGCAGCUCCUCACCAAAUACGGAGGCGAUGAGUUUCUCCGUAACGCCCCCCAAGCGGCCGAAAUCAAAACCAGGGUUGCCGGGGACGCCAAGGACCCCAACGGUCUAAAGAGAUCCUGCUUUUCCGAAGACGUCUACCCCUUGGACCACACCAGUGUGUGGGGGAGCUACUACCACGACGGCCAAUGGGGGUAUCGCUGUUGCAAACAGCUAGCCAAAAAUGACUACUGCACUAGAAAGAUACACUGA